AGUUUUUCAUUUGCCUUCAGACCGUGAUCCUUGUAAGUUGUUCUUUUUUUCGAGCAGGAGAUUAUUCGAUGCACCGAUUUUUCUAGGCUCCGCUUCGCUCCCGAGUAGGAAAACAUUCAUUCAUCGUCCCAUUUAUAUUUGAAGUUUAGUUUGUUACUGUAAGACAUUUUUUAACACUAAAUUAAAAUGGGAUCCGUUGGAGGAGUUUUCUUGUUGUUCUCUGCAAUCUUGAUUUGGACAUCUCCCAACUUCGCAAUGGCAAAUAUUCGGGUCACUGAUUUCUUUGAGGACCAGUUGCACCAGGAUUUGACCAAAGUGACAUGGGCCCACGCCGUGAACAGUCAAGACAAGUUGAAUGAGGCUUUAAAUAGCGAUGUCAUGAUGUUGGAGGCCGAUAUUCUCAUGGGGACUAAAGAAGGUUCAGAUAAGAAGGUCCCGAUUAUGGCCCAUCCUCCCAACAACAUAUCGGACCUGCUCUUUGAAGACUUUCUUAAAAAGGUGAUAAAGGCAAAUGAAAACAGUAAGAAGGGAAUCAAGCUUGACUUCAAGGACAUUGGAGCCGUGACCCCAGUUAUGAAACUGAUUGAGAAGAAUAGACGACGAAAAGCUUUGAGUUUUCCGAUCUGGGUGAAUGCAGACAUUUGGGUGGGUCCGGUCAACGCCACAACACAACCCCUUGAUCCUGAGGCCUUCCUUGCACUGACUAGCAAAGAUGUUCGUAUCCAACCUACCCUGUCCAUUGGUUGGACUACACGUUUCGGGACGGAAAAGGAUCAAACAAUCUCAAAAGGACAAUACACCAACGCCAACCGAAUAGAAGCCCUAAGGUUUUUGGACACUGCAGGUAUCGACGGAAACAUCCGUGAAGUUACUUUCCCUGUUCGAGCUGGAAUUGCUGCCCAAUCGGCUGAUGUAUUGCUGGAUCUUGUGAAUCGUGCCGGAAAUAAGGCAACUUUGACGCUGUGGUCAAAGGAAGAUGACCCCGUCGACAUGGAUCAGUUGGAACACAUGGUCACCCUGAUUGGACGAGAGAGAAUAUACGCUGACCUUCCUUUCUCAUUACCUGGAUCAGAUGCAUCUGCAAUUUCAACCCACAAGGGCAAGGAUAAGAAGGAUGUCACUAUUGCUACAACAAAAAGACCAACAACAUCAAUAACGACUGCUACUACUACGAAAUCAACAGACUCGAGAAAGAUCAAAGACGAUAAAAAUAUUAAAGAUCAUUUAGUCAUUGUUGAAGAUAAGCUGGACCCUAACUCGACUGUUCACGUUAAUUCUGGUGAAGCGACUGCAUCAUUAUGGGUCGUGGUUGUGACCUCAUUGCUGUUCAUAUUCUGCACGUAUUAACUCAUGCCUGCAUGGUUUAAAAGAAUACGAUGUCAAUUAGACUGAACGUCUACGUUUCAUGCCAAAGAGUUCUACUCAAAUUGUAGAAGCCUUAUUUGAUUAUUAUUGUUAUCAAUUUCUAGUUAUACUAUCUAGUUGUGGCUUUGUUACACUCUAAAUUAAUGCAUCGUAAAUGUUAUCCAAAGUCUAUUAUUUAUUGAAAAACUAAAAAUGUGAUAUCAAACUAUUAUUUACUCAAAUUAAAAAUUCGUAUAUUACAAACCCAGAA
Molecule: messenger RNA, 1615 nt
Organism: Folsomia candida
Lineage: Eukaryota; Metazoa; Arthropoda; Collembola; Entomobryomorpha; Isotomidae
Product: protein FAM151B
Exons: 4
Coding region: 187-1347 (386 amino acids)
Source: RefSeq, a predicted model, not a curated record